AUGCACCUUCCUGAACAACAACAAGUGUAUUUUAGAGCUGGUAAUGAAGCAGCAGCACUUGAGAGGGCAGAUGAACAUGAUACCCACCUAACAGCUUGGUUUAAAUUAAAUCAGCGCAAUGUUGCUGCUCGGGAGCAUCUAUAUGCCAAUAUACCAUAUCAUUUUGUGUUUAAAGAACAUGCUUGGUGUACAAGGCAACGAGGUGGUGAAAAAAUUGUCAGUAGAUUAUAUUCUGCCCAACCCAGUGAGGGUGAGAGAUUUUAUUUAAGAAUAUUACUUCUUCAUGUUCCAGGAGCUACCUCCUUUGAGUCAUUAAGAACAUUUAAUGGAGAGUUAUUCCCAACCUUUCGUGAAGCAUGUUUAGCUAGGGGACUUCUUCAAGAUGAUAAUGAAUGGAAUGGCACUCUUUUACAAGUUGCCACCAUAGGUACACCUUGGCAGCUUCGACAGACAUUCUCAUUUAUUUUAAGUCAUUGUGAGGUCAAUGAUCCUUUGACGUUAUGGCUUACCCAUAGAAAUAGUAUGAUAGAAGACUUUCUUCGUACUAUGCAAGAUUAUCAGGCUGAACAGGCUGCACUAGGUUUUAUAGCUGGUAUUAUAGGUCAGUCAGGGAAAAGACUUUCAGACUUUGGUCUUCCUGAAACAGAAGAAGCACCAGUAGAACCUCCAGCUGAUUUAGUUUAUCUUGGUCAAGAAGCUGAUAAUAUCCGUUCCACAUUAAAUCCUGAACAAUUAGAAGCAGCUGAUACAAUCAUUAGGGCUGUUAUGAAUGUCCAUAAUAACUCUCCUCAAAAUAACCGUUUAUUUUUUAUCGAUGGUCCAGGUGGAACAGGCAAAACUUACACUUAUAAUUACAUCAUAAAAGAAUUAAAGCGCAGAGGAAUGAAAGUUGGUACAUCUGCUUGGACCGGCAUUGCGGCAACACUUUUAGAUGGAGGGAGGACUGUUCACAGUCUUUUUAGAUUGCCUGUGCCGAUUGUGGAGACAAGUACUUGCAAUGUUCCUCCUACCAGUAAUCAUGCCACAUUCCUGAUGCAACAAGACUUAUACAUUUUUGAUGAAGCAUCAAUGAUCCCUAAGCAUGCCCUUCAAGCUAUCGAGACCAUGUUUAGGGAUAUUUCUAAUGUUGACAACUUAUUUGGAGGAAAAGUCAUUCUUUUAGGAGGGGACUUUCGACAAAUUUUGCCAGUAGUAAAGAGAGCCAGACCUGCUGAAAUUGUAGAAACAUGUCUUAAAAGCUCCUAUAUUUGGCCAACUGUUCAGGUAUUUAGGCUUACACACAAUAUGAGAGCUGGACAGAAUCAGCAGAUUUUUGCAAACUGGCUUUUACAACUUGGUGAUGGUAUUUUACCUACAAAAGCAACAGCGCCAUUUACGAAUAGCAUUGAAAUACCAGAAACUUGCAUUAUCCGUGAGCAGAAUGAUCAAUCACAUGUUGAUGCAGUGUUUGGAGAUGGUAACUUGGCAGAUUUUGCCAGUAGGAUUAUUCUGACCCCUACAAAUGAUGUUGCCCUUGAUAUUAAUAACAAGAUAUUAAAUAAAAUUCCAGGGGAAAUAGUAACAUAUAACAGUGCUGACUCUGUAGUUUCAGACGAUCCUGAAGAAAUUGCACUUUAUCCAGUCGAGUUUCUUAAUUCAAUUACACCUUCUGGUAUGCCACCACACAACUUGCAACUAAAACUGGGUGCAGUAAUAAUGCUUCUUCGAAAUCUAGAUUUAAAACAUGGAUUAUGUAAUGGCACUAGAUUAAUAGUACAACAGUUAAGGCAACAUGUAAUUGAUGCUGAAAUCAUUACUGGUGUUGCUACUGGUAAAAGAGUGCUAAUACCUAGAAUUCAAUUAGCGCCUUCUGACACUGGUCUUCCUUUUCAGUUACGAAGACGUCAGUUUCCUAUACGUUUGGCCUAUGCUAUGACAAUUAAUAAAUCUCAGGGACAAACAUUUAAUAAAGUUGGAAUUUAUCUUCACAGGCCAUGCUUUUCUCAUGGACAAUUAUAUGUUGCAUUUUCACGUGCACGUUCCUUUGAAGAUGUUAAGGUAAAGAUUCAUCAAACAGAAGCACAAGGGUAUGUUCAGCAUAAAUGCUAUACACCAAACAUUGUUUACAGUCAAGUGCUGUAAUAAUUGUUUGGCAUAUCCACUUAGAAUUAUAUGAUAUAUUCAUAUCUUUGUGCCUUUUUGAUACUUUAUUUGGAAAAGAAUUUAAUAAUUGAAAAUUAAUCAACCAAUUCAAUUCAGUUGGAGUGACAAAUAAAAAACAUUUACUUCAUUUUAUGUAAAAUGUUAUUAUACCAAUUCAUAAAAAAUACUGUGCACAGAAUUUAUUUUACAUUGUUUCUUUUCUGAAUAAAGUAUCAUGUUAUUUCACAGUACAAGACAGGAUGAGAUGAUUCCUGUGCAGGAUGAGAUGAUUCUUGCAAGAAGAAUUCUGUGGAUGACAUUUAAUGAAAAGGGAUUCCUGUAUUGAAAAUUAUUUUUUUGUAUAUAGGUUAUAUAGUUGAAUUUUCUUCUUAAUAUACUUUGCUUCAUGAUUUAUUUUGACAGAAUUUUUUUAAAACUCAUUAUUACAUUUUAAAAACUUCUUAAAAAUUUCCUAGAUUUUAAAUAACUUUUUUUUCUCCACAACAUAAAAA
Messenger RNA from Hydractinia symbiolongicarpus, 2633 nucleotides. RefSeq names its product ATP-dependent DNA helicase PIF1-like. Lineage: Eukaryota; Metazoa; Cnidaria; Hydrozoa; Anthoathecata; Hydractiniidae. The record is from RefSeq and is a predicted model, not a curated record. Gene Ontology annotation, molecular function: DNA helicase activity. The coding region runs from base 1 to 2121 and encodes 706 amino acids. The transcript has a single exon. Gene Ontology annotation, biological process: DNA repair; telomere maintenance.